AGGAUUCAGUUGUAGAAAUGGAGAAGAGGAGAGUGUUGUUUGUACUAUGGGUAGCGGGGAUGAUGAUUAUGUGUUCGUGUUGGAUGGAGGAGGAAGCGGAGAAUGCAAAGCGGAGAACGAAUUUGGCUACCGGAGAGGUGAAAAUUGAAGACGAAAAGGCUAUGCAUAGUGCUAAAGAGAAAGCAAAUUCUUUGGGUGAUUGGGCCUCUGCCAAAUUCUCCCAGUAUCAACAAGAUGCGAAAGAAGCAGCAUCAGAUGCUAAGGACACUAAAAGUUCUACCGCAUACGGAACCGAAAGAGAGGCGGCUCAGAAGGUUAGUGGAAUGGUAAACAUGGCAUCUGACGCGAAGAAUGUUGCUUGCGAGAAGGCAAAUCAAGCAAUGGAUGCAGCAGCUGAAAUGGUUCAUCGUGCCACAGAGAGAGGGAAACAUAGUGCAUUCAAUGUAUAUGACUUUGCAUCGGAGAAAGCAAGUGAUAUCGAUAAUAAAGCGAAAGAGAGAGUUCAUUAUACUUAUGACUCUGCCUCUGAUGAGGCAGGCCGUGCAAUGAACACGGCCUCUGACAUGGCAGCCAAUGCCAAAGAAGGAGCCAAACAUAAAGCUUCCGAGGCCUAUGAUUUCGCUGCUAAGAAAGUGGAUGAUGGAAUCAACACAGCUUCCCAAGUGGGCAGGGAAGUGAAGGAUAAAGCUAGCCAUGCCUAUGGUUUUGCAGCAGGUCAAGCCAUGGACAAGGUUUCAGACAUGGUAGGUGAGGCCAAGGAUCGCGCCAAAGACGCUUAUAGAUACACAUCUGAUAAGACGAAUCAAGCAAAAGACAUGGCUUCUAGUAGUGCAGCUAAUGCAAAAGACACAGUGGAAGAUAAAGCAUCCGAGGCCAAGGAUAGCGCCAACGAUGCUUACAGCUACAUAUCCGAUAAGUUGAAUCAGGCCAAAGACAUGGCAUCUAGUAGUGCUGUUAAUGCAAAAGACACGGUGGAAGGUAAAGUGUCGGAUGCAUACAACCAAACCAUAACAAUGACUACUGAUAGAAGUACUAUUGAUGCAAAAGACUCGACUAGGGAUGCGUUGGUCGAAGGGAAAGAUAAAGUUGAUGAUAAUUAUGAAGAUGCAAAAUCGAAGGCUUAUGAAACAUAUAAAUCUGCAAAGGAUACUAUGAAUGAGCAAGCCAAGGAAAAGUAUGAAGAUGCCAAAGAGAAGGCCUCAGAUGCUGCUGGCAACCUUGGCCAAAAGAUGAGAACUGCGAGUACAGAACUAUGAGGAAUCAGUAGUCACCUUUUACCUCUUCUGUUUUUUUUUUUCUGUA
This is a messenger RNA of Solanum stenotomum, 1302 nucleotides long. RefSeq lists its product as uncharacterized. The record is from RefSeq and is a predicted model, not a curated record. NCBI's taxonomy places the organism in Eukaryota, Viridiplantae, Streptophyta, Magnoliopsida, Solanales, Solanaceae. The coding region runs from base 18 to 1256 and encodes 412 amino acids. The transcript is spliced from 4 exons.